AUGACGGAUGUCAUCCGGUCUAGUAAUGCCGUACGUACGCUCGACCCGGAGCAGGCGACGCUGUUCCUCAUCCCGUUCUUCGCGGCGCGCUACACGCUGUACUGCUUCCGGUCGUGGGAGAACAACAUGCGGCAGGCGAUCGAGGAAGGUUCCAGGGUAUGGGAGAAGCUUAUAACGAGGGUGCGGAAGGAGCACCCGUACUUCAAUCGAACCAACGGACAAGAUCACUUCGGCUUUGGCACGCUCGAUCACGGCCGUUGCCACUCGCUCACGUUCGUGGACCCGCGGGUCAUUUCGUACAACUACGGCGCCAAGAUCACGGAUCCGACGGUCCCAGACAUCCCGUGCUACGUGCCGAACCACGACAUUGUCGUGCCGGCCCUGGUCGCAAAUCGGCUGCCCAUCGUUCCGCCCUUUGAAACGGAGCGUGAGAUCAAGGUGCUGUUCCGGUUCGGCGCGUCGCAGCACCACGGCGAGCCGCUGAAACACCACAACCGCGACAUUCGGAAAGAACUGAUUGAGAUGUACAAGGAGAAGGGAUGCGAGGGGUGGGACUUUGCGGAGAAGGGCGAGUAUGAGACGGACGAGGAGUGGAAGAAGAGCGUCUUCUGCAUCUGCCCGCCCGGCCACUCCCAGUGGACCAGCCGCCCCUUCAAGGCGCUCAUCUCAGGGUGCAUCCCAGUGACGUUUUUCCGAGGCCACGACAAUCCCUGGGGCGAUGAGCUGGACUACUCGACAGUAUCGGUCAACAUCGAUCCCGACCAGCUGCACACACUCAAGGAGCGGUUGGAUGCGGUUCCAAUCAAGAAGCUACAACGCAACAUCGAGCAGAUUCAGGUGAGGGAGACAGACAUCUCGGUCAACAUCGACCCCGACCAGCUGCACACGUUGAAAGAGAGGCUGGAUGAAGUUCCCAUUAAGAAGCUGCAGCGCAACAUCGAGCAGAUUCAGUUCAGGUGA
Messenger RNA from Closterium sp. Naga37s-1, 960 nucleotides. The record is from the annotation of a GenBank genome assembly. NCBI's taxonomy places the organism in Eukaryota, Viridiplantae, Streptophyta, Zygnematophyceae, Desmidiales, Closteriaceae.